Neofelis nebulosa (Clouded leopard) is the source of this 5555-nucleotide messenger RNA. RefSeq names its product capping protein regulator and myosin 1 linker 1 (gene CARMIL1). Gene Ontology annotation, cellular component: lamellipodium; plasma membrane. The coding region runs from base 362 to 4642 and encodes 1426 amino acids. The transcript has 39 exons. Gene Ontology annotation, molecular function: protein binding. Gene Ontology annotation, biological process: cell migration; regulation of Arp2/3 complex-mediated actin nucleation. The record is from RefSeq and is a predicted model, not a curated record. NCBI's taxonomy places the organism in Eukaryota, Metazoa, Chordata, Mammalia, Carnivora, Felidae.
CUUCACCUAGGGCCGUAGGUGCGGCGCGGGGCCGAGCGGCAGGAGCGGCGCCGGGAGCCGCAGCCGCAGCCGGAGCGGCGCGCCCGCCCCGAAGCCCGCGGGUCUCCGUUCCGCCGCCGGCAGCUGCGGGGGGGCGUCAUGUAGCGGCGGCGGCGGACCCACCUCGGAUUUGCAACUCUGUCUCUGGCUCUCUCUCUUUCUGGAGGGGCGGGGGGCGCGGCAAAAUUGUAUCUCCGCCCUCGCUCUCUCGCCUCCCCCGGGUGCAGGCUGCAUCCGCCUCUAAACAUUGAGGGGCUCGGGGAGGGCGGGGGGCCGCGGAUCGGCGUGGGACCGGCUCUGCCCCCGCGCCCGGAGGGCCACCAUGACCGACGAGAGCGCCGAGGUCCCCGGGGAGCUGACAGAAAGCAUAAAGGACGUUAUUGGCAGAAAGAUAAAAAUUGCAGUGAAGAAGAAAGUCAAGUUGGAAGUUAAGGGAGACAGAGUUGAAAACAAAGUGCUGGUGCUUACGUCAUGCCGAGCCUUCCUCGUGACGGCACGAAUCCCCACCAAGCUCGAGUUAACCUUCAGCUACUUGGAGAUUCAUGGUGUCAGCUGCAGCAGGCCCGCUCAGAUGGUCGUGGAGACUGACAAGCACAGCAUCUCCUUGAGGAUGGCGUCGCCCGACGACGUGAGCGAAGUGUUGGCUCACAUCGGCACCUGCCUGCGGAGGAUAUUUCCUGGCCUCUCUCCAGUGAGAAUCAUGAAAAAAGUCUCCAUGGAGCCCUCUGAGCGACUGGCCAGUCUCCAGGCUCUGUGGGACAGCCAGACCGUGGCCGAGCAGGGGCCCUGCGGUGGAUUUUCUCAGAUGUACGCCUGUGUGUGUGACUGGCUUGGAUUUUCAUACAGAGAAGAAGUACAGUGGGAUGUGGAUACAAUUUAUCUGACACAGGACACCAGGGAAUUGAAUUUGCAAGACUUCAGCCAUCUUGACCACAGGGACCUGAUACCCAUCAUUGCUGCUCUGGAGUACAACCAGUGGUUCACGAAGUUGUCUUCCAAGGAUCUGAAACUGUCCACUGAUGUCUGUGAACAGAUACUGAGGGUGGUGAGUAGGUCCAAUCGGCUGGAGGAAUUGGUGUUGGAAAACGCUGGACUUAGAACAGAUUUUGCACAAAAACUGGCCAGCGCUUUAGCCCAUAAUCCCAACUCAGGACUCCACACAGUUAACCUUGCUGGCAACCCGCUGGAAGACCGAGGUGUAUCCUCUUUAAGUAUUCAAUUUGCCAAACUCCCAAAGGGAUUAAAGCAUUUAAAUUUAUCUAAAACCUCAUUGUCACCUAAAGGGGUGAAUAGCCUUUCUCAGUUCCUCAGUGCCAACCCGUUGACCGCCACCACCCUUACCCAUCUCGACCUCUCAGGGAACGUCCUCCGCGGAGAUGACCUCUCGUCCAUGUACAAUUUUUUGGCCCAGCCAAAUGCCAUUGCUCACCUGGAUUUAUCCAAUACCGAAUGUUCCCUGGACAUGGUCUGUACAGCUCUUCUCCGAGGAUGCCUUCAAUAUUUAGCUGUGCUCAACCUCUCCAGAGCUGUCUUUUCUCACCGGAAAGGAAAAGAAGUGCCCCCCUCCUUCAAGCAGUUUUUUAGUAGCUCCUUGUCUCUGAUGCAGCUGAACCUUUCCGGCACCAAACUGUCUCCUGAGCCCUUAAAAGCCCUGUUGUUGGGCCUGGCUUCCAAUCAUAACUUGAAGGGGGUCUCCCUUGAUCUCAGCAACUGUGAGCUGAGGUCCGCAGGUGCACAAGUGCUAGAAGGCUGCAUCGCCGAAAUCCACAAUAUCACCAGCUUAGACAUCUCCGAUAAUGGUUUAGAAUCUGACCUCUCCACCUUAAUAGUGUGGCUCGGUAAAAACAGAUCAAUACAGCACCUGGCAUUAGGCAAAAAUUUUAAUAAUAUGAAAUCCAAAAAUCUGACACCUGUGUUGGACAACUUAGUACAGAUGAUUCAAGACGAAGAAUCGCCUCUGCAGUCCCUGUCCCUGGCCGACUCGAAACUCAAGACCGAGGUCACCAUCAUCAUCAAUGCCCUGGGAAGCAACACCUCCCUGACCAAGGUGGACAUCAGCGGGAACGGAAUGGGGGACAUGGGAGCAAAGAUGCUGGCCAAGGCGCUGCAGAUCAACACCAAGCUCAGGACCGUGAUAUGGGACAAGAACAACAUCACCGCACAAGGCUUUCAGGAUAUAGCUGUUGCCAUGGAAAAGAACUACACGUUGAGAUUUAUGCCAAUUCCCAUGUAUGAUGCGUCUCAAGCCCUAAAAACAAACCCUGAGAAAACAGAAGAGGCUCUGCAAAAGAUAGAAAAUUAUCUGCUCCGGAAUCACGAGACCAGGAAAUACCUUCAAGAGCAGGCCUACCGCCUGCAGCAGGGCAUUGUCACCAGCACCACGCAGCAGAUGAUUGACAGAAUAUGUGUGAAAGUACAGGACCAUCUCAACUCGUUACGAAACUGUGCGGGAGACGCCGUCCAGGAAGAUUUAAAAUCAGCAGAAAGGCUCAUGCGUGAUGCCAAGAAUUCUAAAACGUUGUUACCAAACUUAUACCAUGUUGGUGGUGCAUCUUGGGCGGGGGCCAGUGGCUCGUUAUCCGGUCCAAUUCAAGAGACCCUGGAAUCAAUGGCUGGAGAAGUCACGAGAGUCGUAGAUGAACAACUAAAGGUGCUGCUCGAGUCCAUGGUCGACGCUGCCGAGGAUCUGUGUCCCAACGUGAUGAAGAAAGCCCACAUCCGACAAGACUUGAUUCAUGCCAGCACUGAAAAGAUCUCCAUCCCACGUACCUUUGUUAAAAAUGUCCUGUUGGAGCAGUCUGGAAUUGACAUCCUUAACAAAAUUAGUGAAGUGAAGUUGACAGUGGCCUCCUUCCUGUCUGAUCGGAUUGUGGACGAAAUCCUGGAUGCGCUCUCACACUGCCAUCAUAAACUGGCCGACCAUUUCAGCAGACGGGGCAAGACCCCUCCCCAGCCGGAGUCCUCAGAGAUUGAGCUGGCCGAGGAGAAGCCAGCCAAACGCUCCGUCCUCACGGUGGAGGAGCUCACAGACAUGGAUCAUCUGGAAGAUCUGGAUGCUUGUAUGACUCUCUGCUGUACAAGUAUGACGCCCAAAUCCAAACGGAAGAGUAUCCAUAGCCGGAUGCUGCGGCCUGUUUCCAGAGCCUUCGAGAUGGAGUUUGACCUCGACAAAGCUCUGGAGGAGGUGCCCAUCCACAUCGAAGACCCGCCCCUCCCGCCCGCCCGGCAGGAGAAGCGGAGCUCGGGGCUCAUCUCCGAACUGCCUUCUGAAGAAGGGAAGAAGCUGGAACACUUCACCAAGUUAAGGCCGAAGCGGAAUAAGAAGCAGCAGCCCACCCAGGCGGCGGUCUGCGCUUCCAGCAUAGUCUCCCAAGACGGGGAACAGAACGGCCUCAUGGGGAGAGUGGACGAAGGUGUGGAUGAAUUUUUCACCAAGAAGGUGACCAAGAUGGAUUCCAAGCGAUCGGCAAGAGGCUCCGAGUCCCAUGAGCUUGGCGAAGGAGGAGACGAAAAGAAAAAGCGAGAUUCUCGGAAAAGCGGCUUUCUCAAUUUAAUCAAAUCCCGGUCCAAAACGGAGCGGCCCCCGACGGUCCUGAUGACGGAGGAGCCCUCGUCGCCCAAAGGGGCCAUCCGGAGUCUGGCCUCGGACACACCCAGGAAGGACGCGAAGCCAGCGGAGCACAAUGGCAGUUCUGAGCGGCUGGAGGAGAUGAAAACACCCGACCCCGUCGAGGAAAGUCCAGGGGAAGACGUGGGGAAGGCGGACCGGAGUGACAGCAAGGGCAGCCCACAGGCCGGGCGGAGGUACGGGGUGCAGGUGAUGGGCAGCGGUCUGCUGGCGGAGAUGAAGGCCAAACAGGAGAGGAGAGCCGCCUGGGCGCAGAAGAAGCUUGGGAAUGAUGCAGCGUCUCAGGAUUCUUCCGGCCUGGGCAGCACAGAGCGGUUGGAUGCAGGUGGGGCAGUGCCUAAGCCGCACCCAGGUGUUCCGGAGAACCGCUUCGGUUUGGGAACACCAGAAAAGAACGCCAAAGCGGAGCCCAAAGUGGACGCGGGUUCCAGGCCCCGGAGCUCGUCCAACACGCCCACCAGCCCGAAGCCCCUGCCGCAGGCCCCCAAACCUAGCCUGGCGGCACGCCCCACCAUCCCACAGAAACCAAGAGCCGCCUCGCGGCCUGAGGACAUCCUGGACUCCCCAUCCAGCCCUGGCUCGUCGAAAAUUGCUCUUCUCCCACCUGUCCUGAAAAAAGUUCCUUCGGACAAGGAGAGAGAUGGGCAGAUUAGCCCCCAGCCCAGUCCCAGGACACUUUCCCAGGAAGUAGUGCAAAGAGGAGAUUAUUACAAAAGACAUUCAGAUCAUGACACUGGCAAGCCUUCCAGUGGAGGGAAAAGAUCUUCAAAACUGUACUCCACGAUUGCAGAAGAGGAGGUGAAGGCAGUUGGGCACAGGAAGUCACAGCCAACAAAUGUUUCAAGGAGAAGCUGGGGCCAGCAGGCCCAGGAGUAUCCAGAACAGAAGCCGUGGUCCUCCAGUAGAGACGGCCACCAAGGCGGCAAAUCUAGCGACUCUGGGGAAGAAGCGGAGAGAGAGUUUAUUUUUGUGUAAAGGUCCCCGGUGCACAAGUCUCAGUGCAGGGGUGCUUUGUUAGCCGUUAGAGAGCAGUCAAGGGCAGCGCUUCCUCCUGAGUUCUUCUCUCGGUGCUCUUUUCCUUUCCCUUCUUUUCUUUACUUGCCUUUUGAAAACAGAAACAGACCCAUUUGGGUUUUUUGGUAAUCAAAGUACAUUUGUUUCGUCUUCUCCCGACCCUCGGCAUUUGAUUCCGAAGCGUUCCUCCAUAUGCCUUUAGUGAAAGCCAGCAAUUAUUCCAUGGGCCCUACUGGAAUUUCUCGGAGGCAGCGACAGUGUGCCCCGCGAGAGGAGUUUUGGGAGGUAAUCCAAGUACCUGGACACAUCCUCACACGAGUAUCACCAUCGGCUGACGGUGGGGUACCGCUGCAUGGACCCGUGUCAGAGCUGCACUUGACUCGAGAGAGCAGUUUAUUCUUGAUGUAUGCAAUUGCACAUUGUAAGUAUAUUAACAGAGCACACUAAUAAAUAAUUUGUAUAAAUUAUAUAUAUUAGAUCUUGGCUAUGGUUUUUACGUUCUCCCCUGGGGAACUUCUUCCUUCCUGAUGUGGAACUGUCCACGUAAAUUUGGUCGGUGACCUUUGCGAUACCAUCCAGGAGCCCAGUUAAGAACAGGGUGAAAGAGGCCUACGGCUGAUCUUACCAUGUGCCCGGAUUCAUGUACAUAGUUGAUCGGAAUGAGGUUUUAUGAAUAUUCAUGUUUUUUGAAGGCCUAUAAUUUCUGUCUGCAUAUUAGCUUUUAAUGUAUGAUUUUAAGAAUACUUUGACACCUGUAAAAAAAAUCAAAACACUACUCUUUUUAAGACAUUUCACAAAUAUUCACUUACAUUACAGGCUGAGGUAUUUUAUUCAUAUGUAUAUUUAUACCAAUAAAAUGAUUUUACAAGUGGAA